CGAGCCCAGCUGUUUCUUCUUUGCGUCGGCGUGUUGUCAUUAGCAAGAGGCUAGUCGCGUUGUUAACAAGCGGCACGGUGUGUCAGACUUGUAGCUUCGAGCUAACGAGAUGGGCGGAAUCAGUUCAGUGGGUGGAAUGCUAACAGUGCUAACAGGCUAACGUGAGUGUUUGUUAAUUAAUUGAAGGUCUGGCUACUCCCCGUUAAAAUAAACAUUAGCUACUCCCCAUUACAACUUAGCUUGAUAGCACAUCUAGAAAUACAAGCAGCACGCGUCGUAUUUUUGGCUUAAUGCAACAGAGCCUGUUGUUUAUCAUGUGCUUCUAUCAAAGCCGUCGGGAGGCUGACGUUACGUGCAGCCAGACGGCUACGUCUGGCUAACAGCAGCAGACGUCCUGAUAGUGAGGUUUGGCACACAGGACAGCAGGAGAUCUCUCUAGGUCAUGGCCAAUCGAGGAGGCGCUACAAGACCCAAUGGUCCCAAUGCAGGGAACAAGAUCUGUCAGUUUAAGCUGGUGCUGCUGGGGGAGUCAGCUGUUGGGAAAUCCAGCUUAGUGCUCCGCUUUGUCAAAGGCCAGUUCCAUGAAUUCCAGGAGAGCACAAUAGGAGCGGCCUUUCUCACCCAGACAGUGUGUCUUGAUGACACAACAGUGAAGUUUGAGAUCUGGGACACUGCAGGUCAGGAGCGCUACCACAGUUUGGCACCCAUGUAUUACAGAGGAGCACAGGCUGCCAUUGUGGUCUACGACAUCACAAACGAGGAGUCCUUUGCACGAGCAAAAAACUGGGUAAAGGAGCUGCAAAGACAAGCCAGCCCAAAUAUAGUCAUCGCUCUGUCAGGCAACAAAGCUGACCUAGCCAACAAGAGAGCUGUCGACUUUCAGGAUGCCCAGACCUACGCAGACGACAACAGCUUACUUUUCAUGGAGACGUCAGCCAAGACAUCUAUGAAUGUGAAUGAGAUAUUCAUGGCUAUUGCAAAGAGAUUGCCGAAGAGCGAGCCUCAGGCUGCAGGAGCCACCAGCCAGCGGACCCGGGGCGUGGACCUGACAGAAGCCGCCCAGCCAGCCAAGGCUCCCUGCUGCAGUAACUAACAUGAAGAAUGCCUUCCCUCUAACCAACCUGUAUAGCAGUAACUCAUGCGGCCAAUGCCCCAAAUGCCACUGAAGUUACUAAUGCAAUGUGUUGUACUGGUUUCUCCAAUUCUCCUGCACCCACAUUCUUCAUGUAGUAGCAAAGUCAGUGCCUUCACACUGGCUCUGCUGUUACCAGGUGACACCUCCUAACCAUCGUUUCUUACUUUCUAGCAUCUAUCAAUCGCUAUUGGUAGAUUAGUGACAGCAGAUGUUGGAGGCGUGAGCGCGCUACCGCCCGCCGCCCUUGCAUCGUGUAGAUUUUAUCUAGGGGAAGUGGUCACUUCUCCUUUCUGGGGAGACUUUACUACGGCGUCUCUUCACAACAGUCUUCAAGUUUUGCAAGAAUUUGUUUUGAUAAUUUUGUUAACUAUUAACUAGCUUUUUCAGAACUUACACAUGUACAUACUCACACAGCCUGAAUAGAAAACAUAAAAGAAAAACGUGUCUGGAAGACAAUGAGUGUCUGUAUGAAUUUAAGGGCGGUGGGAGAGAGAGAAGAGAGGAACUGAAUGCUAAAUGAUUCUCCUGUUAUUGGGACUGUUUUUGUGAAAGUCUAAAGACAUUUGUGAACUCUAGUCCUCUCAGAUGAUCCCUCUCUUUGAUCCCCACCAUCUCUCCACUGUUACAUUUCCCCCACUAAAGUAGCACUAGUAAAAAAAACAUGAAGAUUAUGUUCUACCACCCUGAGGCUCCCUCUUGGACUCAUGCCUGUUUCUAGCUGUCCCUAGUGGCAUUGUGCAAUGUUUCACAGUAUUUACUCUGUGACUUCAGUGUCUGCAUUGACUAUUGCAGCAUAGCAAAUCCCCCCCCCCCCCUAUUUCCACACACGGUGCAGGGACCUCUGAGGUGCCCAUCAGUGUCAUCAUGUGCCGUUUGGUUACGCUGGGGUCUCUUAGGUUUCUGCCUUUGUGGGGUUUAGUUUGCAUAGGACCGCAUCCAUUGUGUUAACGUUGCUGCAGGAUUCCUCCCUGAUCCAAAAAAAAAAAAACAGCAACGUUGAUAGCAGUGAGUGGGAAGCAGCCAUUUGUAAGGUUGCUUCAUGAUCACAUUUGAGUCGUAAUUCAUUUUCAUCUGUUGAUUUGGAAGUGCUUUACACCAUUUCUGUGUCAGUGGACAGAUGGGGCCUGGGCUCGCUGCUGACCGAUCUCCACCACACACUCACACACGUGCCCGUUUAUCUGUUGGUGAUGUUGGAACUCUCACAUGACGUUGACAUAUUCCUGCUAACCGCUACAUAUUGCACAUAAGCACAUUCAGUCUGUUACACCGCUCCCCCACCUGUGUCCAGCACAUACUUUAUUUCCUGUCUCUCUACUUUCACUAUACACACAUUAACACACGCACGCGUUCAUACUGUACAUGUGGUCAUUAACUCUUUUUACAGGUCUGUCUCUUACUCAUGCCUUGCACUAAUGAUGCUCAUGAAUAUAUCUUGUCAUAAUUACAACCAGUGUGAUAUAAAUAUAUAAAUAUAUAUAAAUAUAUAAAUAAUAUACUGUAAAUAGUGUGUUGCAGUGUAGUCUACUUUUUUUUCUUUUCAAUUUACCAGUGACAGGACUAAUGCUUGCUAGGCAGUUGUCUAGAUAAUCAUAAAAAACUGUACAGUUACCAGAAAAACAGCUACAGUCUGGAUUUGGACUUUUCCUGCAGUUCAUUUUACACUCAAAUGGUUAAAUUAUAGUCAGUGGUGGUCUUUAGAAAUGUCUGUAGUGUUGUUAACAAAAAUGAAGUUAGCUGUCUGUCUUGUACCAUUCUCUCUAAAGAAAAAAAAGAAAUAAUAUUCCAACUUUUUUUGGUUUGUGUUUUUUCUUUUUACAUAACUCUCCUUUCACUGAUUCUUUUGCUGCGGUACAAGGCUGCGAUGCCUCGUCCAGUACCCGUCCUGCGAACGACCAGAGACACUGGUUUAAAGCUCUAAGUGGAGUCGAACACCGUACAAAACAAUGGUGGGAAUAAACAGAUCAACACAAAUAGGGAUGGUACAUUGUGCGUUGUUUUUUUAUUUCUCUGUGACUCCUUAAUUGCAGAUGAAGACAUUAUAAAUGCAAGCAUUUUACAGUACUGUAACUACCAAACAUAAUAAAAUUAAUUUGAUCUUUUA
Messenger RNA from Betta splendens (Siamese fighting fish), 3236 nucleotides. RefSeq names its product RAB5A, member RAS oncogene family, a (gene rab5aa). Lineage: Eukaryota; Metazoa; Chordata; Actinopteri; Anabantiformes; Osphronemidae. Bases 443 to 1093 code for a protein of 216 amino acids. The record is from RefSeq and is a predicted model, not a curated record. The transcript has 6 exons. Gene Ontology annotation, molecular function: GTPase activity; GTP binding.